Messenger RNA from Setaria italica (foxtail millet), 988 nucleotides. RefSeq lists its product as uncharacterized. Lineage: Eukaryota; Viridiplantae; Streptophyta; Magnoliopsida; Poales; Poaceae. The record is from RefSeq and is a predicted model, not a curated record. Bases 165 to 833 code for a protein of 222 amino acids. The transcript has 6 exons.
CGCGCUCGAUGACUGCAGGCGUCAACUGCCUCUCUCUCUCUCUCUGUCUCUCUUAGCUAGAGAAGAAUCAGCAGCUCAUCUUGUUCCUUGCCUGCUGCUCAUCUUCAAUAAUCUCCUUCAGGUUCGAUCCAUCUCUCCUCCCCUCCCGACCGUCGUCGCAUCGCAUGCAACCACCCCUGCCGCUGCUGCGUUGCUUGACGGCCUCCUCCUCCUCCGCCCUCCCGCUCUCGGUGUUGGUGCGCAAGCACAAGCUAGGAUUAUUAUUCUCCACGGCCAUGGACGACGGCGUUUCUUCGCAAGACAAGAAGACGUCUCCGCCGCCGGCGGGGGGCGUCGCGGAGCGCAUCAUGCCGCAUCUCCUCAACAUCUACGGAUCGCGCGCGACGGCCCGGGACUUCGAGAUUUACGCGCCCAACGCCACGUUUGAGGACCCGCUCAUGCGAGCCCACGGGGUGCAGCAGAUCAAGUCCUCGUUUUACACGCUUCCAAAGGUGUUCGCGGAAUCCAAGAUCGUGGAGUACACUGUACAUGAGAAUCCCACGGGCCCCGGCAAAGCCGAGAUUCUGAUCGACAACAAGCAGCACUACAAGGUACUUGGGAAGGCGGUGGAGCUGACCACGCUCAUCAGGCUCCAACUCCAGGACGGCAAGGUGGUCACCCACGAGGACUGGUGGGACAAGAAGCCUCUCAAGAACCGGGACACGGUGGGGUUCCCGCUGCUGGGCCGCGUCGCGGAGGCCACCCGCCGGGGAGCAAUGCUGCUCACCCACGCCCUCAUGGGAUUCGGCAAGGACCCUCCUGCUCACCCACCGCCGGCAUCCUCCUCCUCUUGAUCUACUUGUAUCUAUAUAUAUAUAUAUAUGUGCUGAUGAUGAUUACUGCAUGCUACUGCUACGCCAAUGGCGUAGUGAUCAAAUAAUCUACCACUGUACUUAAUUGUUGUCCUACUGGUAGUGCCUUUAAUUUUUAUCCUUCUUCGUUUUCUUUU